Molecule: messenger RNA, 990 nt
Organism: Manis pentadactyla (Chinese pangolin)
Lineage: Eukaryota; Metazoa; Chordata; Mammalia; Pholidota; Manidae
Product: testisin-like
Biological process (GO): proteolysis
Molecular function (GO): serine-type endopeptidase activity
Source: RefSeq, a predicted model, not a curated record
AUGCGCAGUUCCCGGGAGCCCCUUCCCUAUGCGCACCUGGGCGGGCGAGGGUGGCAGGGCGGCCUGUGUGCUGCCGUUCAGCCACGUGUCCGUCUAUCCAUCCCAGGGCCAUGUGGCCAGCGGAGCAUCCACUUGCGCGUGGUGGGUGGAACAGACACAGAGCUGGGGCGCUGGCCGUGGCAGGGCAGCCUGCGGGUAUGGGGCUCCCACCACUGCGGAGCGAGCUUGCUCAACCGCCGCUGGGUGCUGUCGGCCGCGCAAUGCUUCCAAAAGGAUCCCUCAAAGUGAACAGUUCAGUUUGGUGAGCUGUCCGCCUGGCCAUCCAUGUGGAACCUGCAGGCUUACUACAACUGCUCCCAGGUGGAGAUCGUGUUGAGCCCCAUAUAUGGGGGCUUCAGCCUAGACAUCCCCCUGGUGAGGCUGUCCUCCUCCGUCACCUACAGUCCAUACAUCCAGCCCAUCUGUGUCCUGGCCUCCUCCUCUAAGUUCCAGAACUGGACCGACUGCUGGGUGACUGGCUGGGGAGACAUCCAAGAAGAACAGGCGCUGCCUUCUCCCUACAUCCUCCAGGAAGCGCAGGUCGGCAUCAUAAACACCACCAUGUGUAACUACCUCUACACGCAGCCCGCCUUCCCCUAUGACAUCUGGGGGGACAUGGUCUGUGCUGGUGAUACCGAGGGCUUCAAGGAUGCCUGCUUUGGCGACUCGGGCGGACCCCUGGUCUGGGAGAGGAACGGGCCGCGGAAUCAGGUUGGAAUCGUGAGCUGGGGAGUGGGCUGCAGCAGGCCCAGCCGGCCCGGGCUCCACACCAACAUCAGCAGACACUUCAGCUGGAUCCGGACGCUGCUGGCGCGCAGCGGCCUUCCCAGGCCAGGGCCCUGCCCACUGCUGCGGCUCGCCCUGCUCUGUGCCCCCCAGUCCUGCAGCUGGCCAGAGCCCCACAGGGCCCCAGAGCAUUGGCCCAGUGCCCCUCUGCCCUGUUUCGACUAA